This is a messenger RNA of Rotaria sp. Silwood2, 1005 nucleotides long. The record is from the annotation of a GenBank genome assembly. Lineage: Eukaryota; Metazoa; Rotifera; Eurotatoria; Philodinida; Philodinidae.
AUGGCAGAAGUGGAAGUUGUUAAAUCAUCAGCAAUUCCAACAAUCUGUUCAACGGCAACAUGGUCUGAAAAUGCAACAACAGUUGCAGGUGGGAACGGCGGUGGUGCAGCAUUAAAUCAGCUCAAUGAGGCAGCUGAUUUGUUUUUGGAUAGUCGUAACAACAAUGUAUAUGUGGCAGAUUAUUCCAAUAGUCGUAUUGUAGAGUGGGCACCCGGUGCUUUGACUGGCAAAAUUGUAGCUGGUGGAAAUGGCAAUGGUUCAGCUUCAAAUCAGUUGCAUUAUCCAACAGCGGUGUUUGUAGAUGAAAAUGAUUAUAUUUAUAUUGCAGAUGAUAGAAAUGAUCGAAUACAAAAGUGGAUGAAGGGAUCUAUGAGUGGUCAAACAGUAAUAGGUCAACAUGGUGUAGGUCCCAGUAACAACCAGUUUAACAAGUGUUGGAGUCUUUUUGUUGAUCAACGUGGAAAUAUUUAUCUAUCAGAUUACAAUAAUCAUCGAGUGAUGCAAUGGGAUGUCGGAGCAACUACAGGCAUUGUCGUUGCAGGCGGGAAUGGUAAUGGUAGCAAUCCUAAUCAAUUAAACUUUCCAGAAGGUAUUUUUGUCGAUGAUAGUGGCAAUAUUUUUAUAGCAGAUUCGUUUAAUCAUCGUAUUCAAAAAGUGUUACCAAAUUCAUUGAAUGGGGUAACAGUGGCCGGAGGAAAUGGAAACGGGCCCAACUUAAAUCAGCUUGGUUUUCCAGGAGGAGUUGCAGUUGAUAGAAACGGGUCUAUUUAUGUGUCUGAGUGGGACAAUAAUCGUGUGGUGAAAUGGCUUGCGGGUGCAACAACUGGAAUGCUAGUAGCUAGCCACAUACCUGACGCAAGAGGAGUGCAAUUUGAUAAAACUGGUAAUUUAUAUGUAGUUGAUAACGUUAAUCAUCGUGUUCAAAAGUUUAGUAUUAAUAAUUAUUGUUCUACUGCAGUAGCGAAAGCCUGGAAUUACUCAGCUUUACUCAUGAUGUUGUGGUAA